Molecule: messenger RNA, 270 nt
Organism: Saprolegnia parasitica CBS 223.65
Lineage: Eukaryota; Oomycota; Saprolegniomycetes; Saprolegniales; Saprolegniaceae
Exons: 2
Coding region: 1-270 (89 amino acids)
Source: RefSeq, a predicted model, not a curated record
AUGGCGAUCGUGCCCCGCAAGCCCGAGGCCCUCGCGCCACUUGUCCUGAGUCCGCGCAGCUCGUCGCCGUCGCUCGUGAUCCCGUCGUGCCCGCGCCCGCCCAUGACACCGACCUUUACGUACCCGGAGCUCUCGCCCCUCAGCCCGCGCCUCGGUGUCGACGACCGCGCCGUUGGCGCCGACGCCGUCCACGCCAAGCUCGAGCGGCUACGCUACACCCACGUACGCAUGGUGCGAUUGGCGCAAUGGCUGAGUCGAUAUGGGACGUAG